AUGUUAGUAUCGAUACGUCAAAAAUCGAAAACGUCAGCUGCAAUCGCUGCAACUUUACAAUACACGGAUAUAAAUAUAUAAAUUUAAACUAAAAAAUAUAAAAAUGUCAAGUAAAUCGUUUGAAAAUGAUAAAUAUUCAAUUUUAUUACCAACUUACAAUGAAGUUGAAAAUUUACCAAUAAUAAUAUGGCUCAUUGUUAAAUAUAUGGACGAAUUUGGUUCGCCUUAUGAGGUGAUAAUUAUUGACGACGGGUCUCCGGAUGGGACUCUGGAGGUAGCGCAGAAGCUCCAAAAGCUCUAUGGGGAAGACAAAAUUAUUCUGAGACCUCGAGAAAAAAAGCUGGGACUUGGUACAGCUUACAUUCACGGUAUCAAACAUGCAACGGGAAAUUUUAUAAUUAUUAUGGACGCAGAUUUAUCCCACCAUCCACAAUUUAUCCCGCCGAUGAUCGAAUUACAGAGAAAGAAAAACUACGACAUUGUUUCUGGUACUAGAUACAUAAACGGUGGUGGAGUUUAUGGUUGGGAUUUCAAAAGAAAACUUAUAAGCCGGGGUGCUAAUUUCAUAACUCAAAUCCUUUUGAGACCAGGAGUUAGUGAUUUAACUGGCAGCUUCAGAUUAUAUAAGAAAGAUGUAUUACAACGAUUGAUCGAAUCCUGUGUAUCCAAAGGCUACGUAUUUCAAAUGGAGAUGAUUGUAAGAGCGCGUCAAUUUAAUUAUACAAUCGGCGAAGUUCCCAUAUCAUUUGUCGAUCGAGUUUAUGGAGAAUCUAAAUUAGGUGGCUCUGAAAUAAUCCAAUUUAUCAAAGGCCUCGUUUAUCUUUUUGCUACGACCUAAAAAAAUAAUUUAUACUCAACAAAAAUACCAAUGAAAAUAUAAGUUUAAAUACAUUCCGCCAUUUGUAUAUAAUUGUUGUAAAUUUUUACAAUUUUUCGUAAUAAAAAAUUGCACGUGAAUUUUAA
Messenger RNA from Microplitis demolitor, 963 nucleotides. It is a transcript of the gene Dpm1, whose product is annotated as dolichol-phosphate mannosyltransferase subunit 1. Lineage: Eukaryota; Metazoa; Arthropoda; Insecta; Hymenoptera; Braconidae. Bases 104 to 838 code for a protein of 244 amino acids. Gene Ontology annotation, molecular function: dolichyl-phosphate beta-D-mannosyltransferase activity. Gene Ontology annotation, cellular component: endoplasmic reticulum membrane. The record is from RefSeq and is a predicted model, not a curated record. The transcript has 4 exons. Gene Ontology annotation, biological process: protein O-linked glycosylation via mannose; GPI anchor biosynthetic process.